This is a messenger RNA of Hylaeus anthracinus, 847 nucleotides long. RefSeq names its product protein dj-1beta-like. The transcript is spliced from 4 exons. Bases 92 to 745 code for a protein of 217 amino acids. Gene Ontology annotation, cellular component: nucleus; cytosol. Gene Ontology annotation, biological process: protein deglycation, glyoxal removal; guanine deglycation, glyoxal removal. The record is from RefSeq and is a predicted model, not a curated record. Lineage: Eukaryota; Metazoa; Arthropoda; Insecta; Hymenoptera; Colletidae. Gene Ontology annotation, molecular function: protein deglycase activity.
CUGUUGUACUUGAUAAUAUCAAACAUAUAAUUGCCGGCAUUGAAUGCUAGUUAUCUCUAGUUAUUGCUUCUCUCUUUAUCACGUAUAACACAUGUUGUCGGUGUUGGGUCGUGUACUUUCACAUUUUACGCACUCUGUUCAUAAAGUUCCGACAAUUUUAUUGAACGCAAAACAUACCGUAGACAUGGCGAAAAAAACUGCAAUUUUGUUGAUAGCUGAUGGUUCUGAAGAAAUGGAAGCUGUGAUAACGGCAGACGUUUUACGUCGAGCUGGAAUUGAUGUCACUUUAGCUGGUCUUACUGAUGCUCCAUGCAUAAAAUGCAGUCGUGACGUUAAAAUUUGUGCUGAUACAAGUCUUAAAGAUGCAGUUAACCAAAAAUAUGAUGUUGUAAUAUUGCCUGGUGGUCUCGGCGGUUCUAAAGCUUUUGCAUCAUCAGCUGAGGUAGGAAAACUGCUACAACAACAAGAAAAAGAGGACAGAGUUAUUGCUGCUAUCUGUGCAGCACCAACUGCACUAAAAGCACAUGGUAUCGCUAAAGGAAAACAACUCACAUCCUAUCCUUCAAUGAAAGAUCAAUUAACCGAUGAAUACAAAUAUUUGGAAGAUAAAGUUGUGACUGAUGGUAAUCUUAUAACUAGCAGAGGUCCAGCAACUGCAUUUGCGUUUGGUUUGGCUAUUGUAGAAAAGUUGCUUGAUAAGGAUACUGCAAACAAUGUGGCAAAAGGAAUGUUAUACACUGAAUAAAAAUAAAAAAGGUUAUAUAGAUGUGUGUUAUGUAUAAGAAAUUGUAUAAUUGUAUUUAUAUUAUGCAUUCGGGUUUAAUAAAUUGAUAUUAUACUUUGAGAA